AUGUCGGCGACUGUUGAUGCCGAUGCAGUAUCACCAACUACCACUUUACUCUCUACUGCAACCAGUAAUCAAAACCAAGCACAUCAUUGGCUACAGAACAACGACGGAUUAGCCCUUUGGUUCGUCCUUCUUGUCAACAACGAACAAGCUCUUGAACCCGCUCUCACACGAGACUUGUACACAAUCUGGACAUAUGGCACGCCACUGCGCGCCACAUCCCUGUUGUCAGAGGCUGUGCCGAUCCAUCCAGAUACCCGCAAGGCUUGGCAUCUGCAAUGCUUACUUCCGCUUAGCCAGUUCAAGUUACUGGUCAACGUUGGGGGUUUUCCAGCAGACCAGGUCCUCAGCUUAUCCCUUCCUGAAGCCAGUCAGAACGGCCUUAGCACUGGCUGUGGAUCCUCGUAUGGCACUUUAGCUUGA
Molecule: messenger RNA, 420 nt
Organism: Exophiala bonariae
Lineage: Eukaryota; Fungi; Ascomycota; Eurotiomycetes; Chaetothyriales; Herpotrichiellaceae
Exons: 1
Coding region: 1-420 (139 amino acids)
Source: RefSeq, a predicted model, not a curated record